Molecule: messenger RNA, 1903 nt
Organism: Solenopsis invicta (red fire ant)
Lineage: Eukaryota; Metazoa; Arthropoda; Insecta; Hymenoptera; Formicidae
Product: vasoactive intestinal polypeptide receptor 2-like
Exons: 9
Coding region: 446-1852 (468 amino acids)
Biological process (GO): adenylate cyclase-modulating G protein-coupled receptor signaling pathway; cell surface receptor signaling pathway
Cellular component (GO): plasma membrane
Molecular function (GO): G protein-coupled peptide receptor activity; peptide hormone binding
Source: RefSeq, a predicted model, not a curated record
UGCGUGUGUGUGUGUGUGUGUGUGUGUGUGUGUGUGUGUGUGUGUGUGUGGUGUGUGAGUCCGUACGUUUGCGUGAGCUAAUAAGACCAUCUUAUUAAUAAAGAAACAAAAAACAGAAAAGUAUUAAGAAUUGUACUUAUUCUAUGUGAUAAAGUAUGAAAAAUAUAUACCUAGGAAAAUUUUUUAGAAAAUUUUUACUGUCUUUUAUUGUAGCGCGCAUUCUAUAAUACUAACAACAAAAACACGUGGCACAAAUGCGUGGCUUUUAUUUACAUAAUACUAAAGUUUGAUUUGAAUAAUAAAGUACAAUAUGUGGUACACAGUGGAGAUUAUAAUUUUAUAUUGUGAAUGGUAAAAAGAAUGGUAAACAAAAAUUAGCAAUCGAAGAAUAGAAGACGGCUUCUAAAUAACACAAAUUUGUUCUUCUUGCUUUCUUAGCAUCGGGAUGGGUGACACUGAAGUGGAAAGUUUCUUGACUGAUCAGAAACGUAAAUGCGAUAACGUUGCCAAAACUAACGUCGUCGAAAGCAAUAGGACGGCAAUUCGUCAAUGUCCGCCGUCCUUCGACGGUCUGCUCUGCUGGUCGCGCACUGACGCACCGGGAACAGCCACUUUGCCAUGCCCACCAGCGUCGAUCAUGGGCUAUACCGAUCUCGCGAGCGACAAUCUGAGAGCGCUUGCGAUGGCCAGCAAGGUCUGCUUGGCGAAUGGCAAGUGGUACCAAAACUCGGACGGCAUCACCUGGAGUAACUACAGUCUGUGCGUGCUGAACAGCACGGGUUACAUCAUCGAGAAGAAUCUGAAUUAUUCGCGGUGGUAUGAAAUGGAGUUCAGAGUGUUAAAUAAAUGGCUGCCAAUCGUAAGGAUGGUAUCGCAAAUUGGAUACAUGACUUCAUUUACCACUUUAAUUGUUGCCAUGGUGAUUUUCUCUUUACUCAGAAAACUUAGGAAUCCCAGAAAUAGAUUACACAUGCAUCUGUUUGCAUCCUUUAUCAUGAGAGCAUUCAUGGCACUCCUCAAAGAUUGGAGUUUUAUAGACGGCAUUGGUUUAGCCUGGGACGUCGUCUUUGUCGAUGGAAAAAACGCUUUUAUCAGGGAACAUAAUACUUGGAUUUGUAAAGUCAUCACGAGUUUAUGGCAAUAUUUCAUCGUGGCAAACUAUUCAUGGAUCUUAAUGGAAGGAUUAUAUUUGCACAAUUUGGUAUUCCUGGCGUUGUGCACCGAUACCAGCACAAUAGCUCUGUACAUCGUGCUAGGCUGGGGUCUUCCUGGCUUAGUGGUAGUGCCAUGGAUUAUUAUACGCGCGAUUAUCGAGGAUACUCUCUGCUGGACCACUCAUGACAAUUCCUCGCUAUUUCUCAUCAUAAGAAUACCAAUUAUUAUAUCUAUAUUAUUCAAUUUUCUACUGUUUCUUAAUAUUGUUCGCGUUCUGCUCGUAAAGCUGAAGACGUCAGUGCAUCUACAGCAAAAGAAGAUGAAAUACAAGAGAUGGGCGAAAUCGACUCUGGUCCUAGUACCACUCUUUGGAAUACACUACACAUUUUUCUUGGGAUUAUCUUACCAUAAGGACUAUAGAGUAGAACUCGUCUGGCUUUUUUGCGACCAGCUGUUCGCAUCUUUCCAGGGCACCUUCGUGGCUUUUCUUUAUUGCCUGCUGAAUGGCGAGGUCAGAGCAGAAAUGCGACGAGCGUGGAAGGCCCGACGAUCAAAGAGGGAUGUCGAUUCCUUCAUCUCCGGACACACGAGAAAUUCGAAGGACGGAAUAAAUCGAAAGCGUCAUCGAUCGGAGGGCGAUGAUGGCACCAAUUUCGUUAUAACAGCUAUGAAGAAGUUAUCAAUAGACAUCAAGUAGAUUCAAUUAGUCUCAACGUCGAAUGUAUUUUAUUUCGAAAACCAAAAUGCA